UUGCAUUUAGAAUGUUGACAAUUUUUGUUUUAAAUAGAAAUGGAAGAGAGUCAUUUCUUGUUUCCUUUAUUUUCUAAUAUAUUUAGUGAAAUUGGGGAGUUAAGAAUUUAGAGGGCCACUGAUUUCGGCCUCUGUACAAGAGUGACCCCAUUCAGACCGACAAUUGUUUGCUUCAUAAAUUUACUUACUUCACCGCCUAACAAAAUUCAUAGCGGCUAUCUGAUUCACCGGCACAGCCAUAAUUCACACAUCCAAACUGUUUCUACAAUUUAAUUCCUUCGAUCGUUCGCCCACGGGCUCCUGUCCGAGUCCAGUUCCUGUAAUCAGCUAUGGAGCGGUUAUCUGAUUCACCGGCACAACCAUAAUUCACACAUCCAAACUGUUUCUACAAUUUAAUUCCUUCGAUCGUUCGCCCACGGGCUCCUGUCCGAGUCCAGUUCCUGUAAUCAGCUAUGGAGGGUCAAGCACUCAUCUUUCUGAUUUGUAUUACUACAUUUCUUAUUGAAAGAAGUGUUGCUGGUAUUUUUGAUGUAACAUAUUAUGGCGCUUUUGGAGAUGGAGUGCACGAUGACACUCAAGCAUUCAAACAAGUUUGGAGAGCUGCGUGUAGCGAUGAAAAUCCAUCAAUACUUAUACCAAGUGAAAGAUCAUUUCUAGUAGGGCCUAUAACAUUUCAAGGGCCUUGUAAGCCAGCCAAUGUUCAUCUACAAUUAUUAGGAUCCAUUGUAGCACCCAAGGACCCAGUGGCAUGGACAGGUUGUGAAAAUGUAUGUUGGAUUUAUUUUACAGGAGUUGCUGGUCUUUUUAUCAAUGGUUCUGGUACUAUCAAUGGCAAUGGUCAACGGUGGUGGGAUACUCCUAGCCGUACCAGGGUCAACGGAACUUGCACUAAACCAACGGUUGUUCAAUUUAAUUACUGUAAUGGACUUCGAUUGAAUGGAAUAAAGCUAGUGAAUAGUUCAAGGGACCAUAUAAUUCUUACUUAUAACAAGGGAGUAACGAUCUCAAAUAUUCAUAUAAGUGCACCAAAUUAUAGUCGUAAUACCGAUGGUAUCGAUAUCUUUUUCUCUAGACAAGUUCAAAUUAGAGAUUCCAUUAUUCAAACAGGUGAUGACUGCAUUGGCAUCAAUACUGGAUGCUCUGAUAUCAAUAUUACUGGUAUUAGAUGUGGACCAGGUCAUGGUAUAAGUAUUGGAAGUUUAGGUCCAAAUAAUACAUUUGCUAAUGUGGAAAACGUUUAUAUUACAAAUUGCCACUUAGAGGAUACCCAAAAUGGUGUAAGAAUUAAGACAUGGCAGGGUGGUUCAGGAUAUGCUAGGUCUAUACAUUUUGAGAAUAUUAACCUCAAAAAUGUGGAAAACCCAAUCAUUAUUGAUCAAAAUUAUUGCAAUUGUGGCCAUUCAUGUCAACCUCAGGUAAGUGCUGUUAAAGUGAGCAAUGUAACAUACAAGAAAAUAUAUGGAACUACAAGCAGCAAGCUAGCAAUAAAGAUGAAUUGUAGUAAUAGCACAGCUUGCACUAAUGUUGAGCUGGAGAAUAUAUACAUAACUUCAGUUGAGCCUGGAAAAAAGAUUUUUGCUACUUGUAAUAAUGUUAAAGGAAAAGCUUCUUCAAACUCACCUCAUGUAUCUUGUUUGUCACAAUGAUAACUAUAUAGCAAAAUAUUUCUAUAACCAUUUUUUAAGACUGGUAAUUGAAUUUGACAAAAAAACUUAACUAGUGA
Molecule: messenger RNA, 1723 nt
Organism: Solanum pennellii
Lineage: Eukaryota; Viridiplantae; Streptophyta; Magnoliopsida; Solanales; Solanaceae
Product: probable polygalacturonase At3g15720
Exons: 11
Coding region: 453-1646 (397 amino acids)
Biological process (GO): carbohydrate metabolic process
Molecular function (GO): polygalacturonase activity
Source: RefSeq, a predicted model, not a curated record